Neltuma alba is the source of this 1500-nucleotide messenger RNA. RefSeq names its product CBL-interacting serine/threonine-protein kinase 5-like. The record is from RefSeq and is a predicted model, not a curated record. The coding region runs from base 127 to 1455 and encodes 442 amino acids. Gene Ontology annotation, biological process: protein phosphorylation; signal transduction. The transcript has a single exon. NCBI's taxonomy places the organism in Eukaryota, Viridiplantae, Streptophyta, Magnoliopsida, Fabales, Fabaceae. Gene Ontology annotation, molecular function: ATP binding; protein serine/threonine kinase activity.
AGGAAGCACAGUGUUUUCUGUGUAAACCCAGUGAAAUUUCGAUCCCUACUUCCACGAACAUGUGGUUUCCACAGUAACCCGUACAAAGAACAAGUGGUUGUUACAUCACCGCUAGCUUCAGAAUCAAUGGAGGAGAGUGAUACUCUGUUUGGGCGGUAUGAAAUCGGCAGGCCUCUGGGGAAAGGAACGUUCGCUAAAGUCUAUCACGGCAAGCAAAUAUCGACCGGCGAGAGCGUUGCGAUCAAAGUGAUAAGCAAAGAGAAAGUGAAGAGACAAGGGAUGAUGGAGCAGAUCAAGCGAGAGAUCUCCGUCAUGCGUUUGGUUCAACACCCCAACGUUGUUGAACUCAAAGAAGUGAUGGCCACCAAAACUAAGAUCUUCUUCGUCAUGGAGUAUGUUCGUGGGGGCGAGCUCUUCUACAAGGUCGCCAGAGGCAAACUCAAAGAGGACCAAGCACGAAAGUACUUCCAACAAUUAAUCAGCGCCGUCGAUUUCUGUCACAGCAGAGGUGUCUCUCACAGAGAUCUCAAGCCUGAGAAUUUGUUACUUGAUGACCGCGGGAAUCUAAAAGUCUCCGAUUUUGGCCUCUCGGCGUUGCCGGAACACAUGCGAUACGACGGCCUCCUCCACACCCAGUGUGGAACUCCGGCGUAUGUUGCCCCUGAAGUUUUGAGAAAGAAAGGAUAUGACGGAUCGAAAGCCGAUAUUUGGUCCUGCGGGGUGAUUCUUUACACAUUAUUGGCUGGGUUUCUUCCGUUUCGACAUGAAAACGUCAUGACUAUGUACACUAAGAUCUUCAAAGCCGAGUUCCAAUUUCCUCCGUGGUUUUCUGCGGAAUCAAGGCGAUUGAUUUCCAAGAUUCUCGUGCCAGACCCAGAAAGUCGAAUCACGAUUCCUGCGAUAAUGCGGGUCCCGUGGUUUGAAAAGGGGUUUUCGAUCUCAUCAGCGUUUCAUUCAGAAGAACCCACUUCGAAUAAAGCCGUUGAAGAAGACUCCAGAAGCAAGCUUUCAUCCCCCAAGUUUUUCAAUGCGUUCGAGUUUAUUUCUUCGAUGUCUUCUGGGUUUGAUUUGUCUGGGUUGUUCGAGAACAAGAGGAAGACCGGGUCAAUGUUCACUUCCAAGUUUUCAGCCACGACGAUCAUGUUGAAGAUCGAGACGAUGGCGAAGAGGUUAGGCUUCAAGGCAGAAAGGGUGAAGGAAUUCAAAAUCAAGAUGGAAGGGAAGUCGGAGGGGAGGAAAGGGAGGUUGUACGUGACGGCGGAGGUGUCCGAGGUGGCGCCGGAAGUCGCCGUCGUCGAGUUUUCAAAGUGUUCCGGCGACACUUUGGAAUACGCCAAGUUUUGCGAAAAGGACGUGAGGCCGGCGCUGAAAGACAUUGUUUGGACGUGGCAAGGGGACAUCACGGGCAAUGGCAACAUCGAAGAUGGUGCCGAGGGACCAACGAUGGGACAAUGAACAAAAUAGUACUAGAUUACUGUUUACUAUGACUAUUAUUCCUUC